Molecule: messenger RNA, 726 nt
Organism: Pipistrellus nathusii (Nathusius's pipistrelle)
Lineage: Eukaryota; Metazoa; Chordata; Mammalia; Chiroptera; Vespertilionidae
Source: the annotation of a GenBank genome assembly
AUGGCCAGCGAGGAGCUGGCGCGCAAGCUGCAGCGGAGACUGCGGGCGGCGGGAGCGCAGGGGGGCUGCCCGGAGCCCGCACCCCUCGCCGCCGCCGCCGCAGCCCCGGAGCCCGAGCCUGAGCCGCCCGCCGGGGCGCCCGCCGCCAGCGCCGACGCCGACGCCGAGCUGAGCGCGCAGCUGAGCCGCCGGCUGGACAUCACCGAGGGCGCGGCGCGGCCCCGCCGCUCCAAGGUCUUCAACCCCUACACCGAGUUCCCCGAGUUCAGCCGCCGCCUCAUCAAGGACCUGGAGCGCCAGUUCAAACAGUAUGAUGCCGGACGGGACGGCUUCAUCGACCUGAUGGAGCUGAAGCUGAUGAUGGAGAAACUGGGGGCCCCCCAGACCCACCUGGGCCUGAAAAGCAUGAUCAAGGAGGUGGAUGAGGACUUUGACGGCAAGCUCAGCUUCCGUGAGUUCUUGCUCAUCUUCCACAAGGCCGCCGCAGGGGAGCUGCAGGAGGAGAGUGGGCUGAUGGCCCUGGCAAAGCUGUCCGAGAUCGAUGUUGCCCUGGAGGGUGUCAAGGGUGCCAAGAACUUCUUUGAAGCCAAGGUCCACGCCUUGGCCUGUGCCAGUAAGUUUGAAGCUGAGCUGAAAGCUGAGCAAGAAGAGCGGAAGCAGGAGGAGGAGAAGAGGAGGAUCCGCCAGGCCGCCUUCCGGGAGCUCAAGGCCACUUUUAGCACAUAG